GCAGCCGGUAAAUAUCGGGGUCUACAUAUGUCACAAAGACGAAGAAAUUCUUUUGAUGCAAUUUUUGAACUGAUUGAGGUUAGUAAGAGUCGGAGACGACACCGAAGGAAAGAAUGCAGUCAAGUAGGUUGACUGUGCAGUGCACUUCCCCUGUAUAACAAAAAAUAAGUACAAACAUAGGACUUCAUUGAAGCAAAUUGAACUUGCUAUGGCACCCGUCAGAAAAUGAUGUCUCACAAUUUAGUCCCAAAAGCCGG
This is a messenger RNA of Acanthoscelides obtectus, 257 nucleotides long. NCBI's taxonomy places the organism in Eukaryota, Metazoa, Arthropoda, Insecta, Coleoptera, Chrysomelidae. The record is from the annotation of a GenBank genome assembly.